ACUUAUCGGGUUGGAGGAAAAAAAUAAUAACGCAGGAGGAAGUGUGUAUGUCAUGCUGGAACACUGAAGAUCUCUGUAACUGGAUUCAUUCAAGCGGUCAAUAUCCAUAUGUCUCCGGCCUCUGGAAUGUUGCUCGACGAAACUCCCCUGUUUGAUCCUUCUCUGCUCCAAGAGCUGGACUGGAGCAGCAACACCGUCUCCUUCUCGCCCCCUAUUUCUCCCUCUCAGCCCGGAGAAGGUCUGGUCCUCCGUCCUCUCUGUACUGCUGACCUAGACCGAGGCUUCUAUAAGGUCUUAUCACAGCUCACAGUGGCUGGGGAUGUUACAGAAGAACAGUUCAAAGGUACUGCAUGUUCCUAAUGCAAAUCACCCCACAGUUCUU
This is a messenger RNA of Sinocyclocheilus rhinocerous, 382 nucleotides long. Its product is annotated as glucosamine 6-phosphate N-acetyltransferase-like. The record is from RefSeq and is a predicted model, not a curated record. The coding region runs from base 109 to 360 and encodes 83 amino acids. Lineage: Eukaryota; Metazoa; Chordata; Actinopteri; Cypriniformes; Cyprinidae. The transcript is spliced from 3 exons.